Molecule: messenger RNA, 675 nt
Organism: Alternaria ventricosa
Lineage: Eukaryota; Fungi; Ascomycota; Dothideomycetes; Pleosporales; Pleosporaceae
Exons: 2
Coding region: 1-675 (224 amino acids)
Biological process (GO): regulatory ncRNA-mediated heterochromatin formation
Cellular component (GO): nucleus
Molecular function (GO): siRNA binding
Source: RefSeq, a predicted model, not a curated record
AUGCAAACCUGCCAGCGCAAGGAAGCAGAGAAGCGCCUGUCCUACCUCGGCCUCGAGUGCAUCCACCUUCCCGACUUCGCCAUGACCAAGCCCAAUGGUCCACAUGUACCUAUCCUUGCUCCACCGCCUGACCUCCUCAAGACGCGAAAGCGAUUGAUUGUACUGGUAAACGACACCAUGCAAGAUCUAGGCAUCCUGGCGUAUAGACAGUUGCAGCGGGAACUCGGCAUCAACGGUGGCUCAGUCGUCAACUUUGCCAAGGAGAUGGUCAAGUGCUCGGACACUGACAACACCGCUGAAAGGGACGCGAAUAUUUUCAAAGAUGGUCAUGUUCUCCAAGACAAGACUACCACUCCUGCUUUGAUUGUCUUGAACGCGGGCCAGCUGCUGUACUCGCACAAGUACGACCAGGCCAUGACUCUACGCAGUUGGUCCGCCAUGCCACGCAAGUCAAUCGCCCACGACAUGGUCCGCAUCCGUGACAACGAGAACCGUGUUCCAGGUCAUGAAAAUGCCAAGAAACAUGUCAAGACUGUCUUUGACGAAGUCAUCUGCAACCCCGAUCGUGUUGCAGCCGACGCAGAAGUCUACGUCAUCGCUAUUGAAGACGGAACGGAGAGUAUCUUGAACCUGCUCACGCACGACUGUACGUCUCCUGGCCCUGCUUUCACCUGA